CCCUCUCUAGUCUCUCCCUUUGCUUUACUUCGUCCUCGCGAGCUCCGUGUUCUGGAAGCUCAGAUUCUCUCUCGCCCACUCCGCACAAAGGGAGAGAAAAUGGGGUUCUUCUCCUUUCUGGGUCGUGUCCUCUUCGCUUCCGUCUUCAUCCUCUCCGCAUGGCAGAUGUAUAAUGAAUUUGAUGUCAAUGGCGGCCCUACUGCAACAGAAUUGAUUCCCAAGCUCACAGUUGUAAAGAAAAACUUAUCUUCCAAAUUGGGGGUCGUGAUGAGAGAUAUUGAUGUUCGGCAGUUUGUUGCCACUGUUAUAUUUCUGAAGGGGGUUGGAGGUGUUCUCUUUGUGUUUGGAAGUUCAUUUGGGUCUUUCCUUCUGUUAUCGCAGCUGGCUCUCACCACUCCCCUUCUGUAUGAUUUCUACAACUACAGACCAAACACACCUGAAUACAGUCUGCUGCUGAAUGAGUUCAUGCAGAGCACAGCACUUUUUGGCGCUUUGCUGUUCUUUAUAGGGAUGAAGAACUCUAUUCCCAGGAGACAACUCAAGAAGAAGGCCCCGAAGACAAAGGAAUUUUAGGCAUUGGGAGAGAUGUACUUGUGUUUCCAAAGAAAAACUCGUGAAAAAAUCUACUAAGUUGCAGCUUCAGAUCUUUUACUGUCUUUAGAUUUUUUUUUUUUUUUUUUAGGCCUCGUCUUCUUUCCUCCUUUUAUCGUCUUCUUGUUUUAUUUUUUUCACUACUUCAUAUUGGACUCUUUGGAGCAGUUAAUUUAAUAUAAAUAUUUCUGAAGAACAUAUUUACUUUGACAGUUGAACAUAAUUUAAUGGACAUGCUGUCAACUUUUC
This is a messenger RNA of Neltuma alba, 840 nucleotides long. RefSeq lists its product as uncharacterized. The coding region runs from base 100 to 573 and encodes 157 amino acids. The record is from RefSeq and is a predicted model, not a curated record. The transcript has 5 exons. NCBI's taxonomy places the organism in Eukaryota, Viridiplantae, Streptophyta, Magnoliopsida, Fabales, Fabaceae.